AUGAAAAUACUGCCCCAUGACGACCUCUUCUCCGUAGUUACCUUGUACCGCGAUGAAGUGUGUGCUGUAACAGGCAGCGCCGUCAUUUAUCUUCUGCGCGGAAAAGCACUCAUUAACGGUGCCCCAAUAAUAGCUCCAAGAACUUUGCUCUGUUCGCAGAUAUAUGGCCAUGUGACUAUAGUUUCUUCUCUACCUGCAGCAUACUAUGGGCAUGUGCGUGAAGCUGAGAAGGAGUUGAACAAGUUGCAUAGGCUCCUAGGAGAACACCCCGCUCUGCUUAUCGAACGCUUCGCUGAAAGGUGUAUUGGUCUCACCGAAGACUCUCCCGUAGCUGCAAUUUUUGUCUGUGUACCUCUCCAAGCUGAACUCUCAAUCGUCUAUCGGACAGCAGCGAAACUGGACGGCUUUAAUCUGUACGGAGUUUCUCUAGAUGAAAUCUCUCAUAGUAAGAAGGCAUUUGGCACUCUUUCGUCUUCGGUCAAGGUUGCGUUGGAGUGGCACGUUGCAUGUAAGUCGAUAUCUGCGCCUAAAAGUAUACUAGUUGUUGGGCCCCAAGGAGUAGGAAAGUCUGUCUUUUCACGGCUGCUUGCAAACUUUAAAACGGGGUACCAUCGGUAUGUUGUAUUUGUUGACGCUGACUGCCGUAAUGGGGAGUCUAUCUGUCCGUCUGUGCUUCGUGCAUCUGUUUUGCAGAGUGGGCAAAGAAGCGGUAGCGAUUUCCCACUUAUGGGGUCUGUGUUUACCUACUGUGCCCCUUAUGGUUAUACGAGCGUGUCGUCGGAUCCCGAUAGCUUUGUAGAGUUGGUGCAGGCUCUUCUUCGCAUAUGUACCGCACAUCUAUAUACAUUGGAGGCCUCCAACGAGGACGUGCCCACCAUCAUCUGCAUGCCUGUCUGGUUCCAAGGAACCAUGGAUACCAUUAUUGAGCGCUGUGUCAUGCAGCUAGGCUGCGAUGGCAUUGUUGAAAUGUGCACAGAUACCUCCAUCCAAAUCCUUGCCCCCACAGACUGCACGUUAUUCUUGACAUCCUGGGAAGACACCAAAAGAAGGUCACGGGAGAAUGCCCUCACCUUUCCAGGACUUUACCAUUACGUUGUCCAGGGUCUCCAGGGCUUGCCGGGCAUGGAUCACUUCCGUACUUUGCGCUUUCUGCAGUCAAUCAUAGACUUUAAGAAGAUUGGUAUUACUCCCUCUGGAUCCGGAGCCCUCUGCUGCAGGAUGACCGGCCGUGAUCUACUAUGUUCCGCGCCCUUUGUUGAACUUGUUUCCCAGGCACGUCCCUUGCAAUAUCUGCGAAUCGUAGACCUUGCAACAUUAAGAGCUAACGAACCACACUAUUCAACAAGCGAACUUUUAUACAAGACAACCUAUCCAGUGAUGGAGCUCUCUGUACAUUUGUCGGAUGAUGGUGUGCCAGGCACUAUAUUUCUAUCUCAGUCACUGCACAACAUAGUGAACAAGUUGCCAGAAUCCCGAGUUAGUUGGGCGCUGCGGACUAUUUUUUCUGCUAUGCCCGUUUAUUUGUAUUCUACUAAGGUUCCAGUCACAAGCGUUGGUAGUGUUAACAUUUUAAGGUUUGUCGGGAUUGGAUUAUUAAGAAACUUCAACGGACUGAAUCCGUGCAUAGUGUCCACCCUCUCUUCUGCAGACAUGGGUGCGGUUUCUGCCAUGUGUCUACCAUAUGGCAGCUCCUUCAUCUUCAGUCCAAAGCUUUUGAGGGGUAAUCUGGAAGGGUUCACUACAAAUCAAUCCAUGUCUAAGGUAGUAGGACAUGAAACUUAUGGGGGAAAGGGCCCCAACUUGCUGGCAACAGAGCGGUGCUGA
Molecule: messenger RNA, 1824 nt
Organism: Giardia duodenalis
Lineage: Eukaryota; Fornicata; Diplomonadida; Hexamitidae
Product: mRNA cleavage and polyadenylation factor CLP1 P-loop domain-containing protein
Exons: 1
Coding region: 1-1824 (607 amino acids)
Biological process (GO): tRNA splicing, via endonucleolytic cleavage and ligation
Cellular component (GO): nucleus
Molecular function (GO): polynucleotide 5'-hydroxyl-kinase activity
Source: RefSeq, a predicted model, not a curated record